AUGGCGUUUGAAAUGUUUAAAUCAAGGCCCGAGGGCUCUGGUGAAUUCAAGCUGUUCCAGGGGCUGAUCAACGACGAACUCACCGUCGAAGAUGCCGUGCAGUGGGUCAUCGGCGCAACUAUGGACCGCCUGGAAGGGUAUGGUUCGGGAGGGACGAUCGACAGGGCCGACAAGAUUACCUUCAUGGCCAUAUUGGAACUCGCCAUGAGGAUCUACCAGGCUCAGUAUGGUCCGUUGGUCGCUUUCUUGAAAGAACUGAAGAUGUACAACGCGGUCGAUUCAACGACGGGCCUGGUUCUCAAAGCACAAGACGGUAGUUGGGUGUGGUCUCACCUGCCUUCACUCACCACUUGCGCCCGCAGCAUCAUGGCUGAAUUUGAGCGUGAUGAAGACUAUCUAUGCGACCCAAACAUGGACCCCGAACAACAAAUCAGAUGGGCCAAGAUCAACAUCUUCCUCGCACAAUCUACACAAGCGGCCGAUGUCAAAUACACCUCCUCAUCGCAGGCAUUCAUCAGUGAUGGGAUGGACGAGUCUCAUAUUGGACUUUGUGGACUUCGCCAAAUCUUCGAAGAGGGCAUCCCGUCCGAGCAACUGACUUCCGGCGUCGGCCUACUCGGCGUAUGCUACUGGAUCAUAUGUGCCGGAGACCGACUCUGGGAGAAUGUUCUCAACGGCCGACAAUACAAUAAAUACGAUGGCCGACCAGGUGAAAUGUUUUGGAGCCGGCAUUGGAGAGGCUUUGAGCGCGAACGAUGGAAUGUCUGGGAACAAGGUCUACGGGAUGCAAAGGCUGCCUGCCUUCCUGGCCAAGAAGAUGUCCAGGAUUUGAUCAAUCGUGCUUUAUCCAAGAUGGAGAGCCUUUCCAGCGACCCAUCAUCAUGUCUUUAA
This is a messenger RNA of Penicillium brevicompactum, 891 nucleotides long. Its product is annotated as DUF3632 domain-containing protein. The record is from RefSeq and is a predicted model, not a curated record. The coding region runs from base 1 to 891 and encodes 296 amino acids. Lineage: Eukaryota; Fungi; Ascomycota; Eurotiomycetes; Eurotiales; Aspergillaceae. The transcript has 2 exons.